Messenger RNA from Topomyia yanbarensis, 2122 nucleotides. Its product is annotated as probable 4-coumarate--CoA ligase 1. Bases 304 to 2016 code for a protein of 570 amino acids. Gene Ontology annotation, molecular function: long-chain fatty acid-CoA ligase activity. The transcript has 6 exons. NCBI's taxonomy places the organism in Eukaryota, Metazoa, Arthropoda, Insecta, Diptera, Culicidae. Gene Ontology annotation, biological process: fatty-acyl-CoA biosynthetic process; long-chain fatty acid metabolic process. The record is from RefSeq and is a predicted model, not a curated record.
AGGUAUCAUAAUCUGUGCAAUGUCGGAACACUCUCCGCGCAACGCUAUAAUUUCUCACCACGAAAGCAUCCCUUCGGCUCGAGUAAUCAUCAGACUGUUCAACGCAGUUUUCCAAUCGAACACCUAAUCGUAAUCUGCUUCCACAUUGCUUGCUCCAGAAUCAAACGAUGCCCGAUUAGAGCCUAGAGUCACUUGGUUUGUUGUAAAAUUACCGCAAUCAAUCAUAUUUUAGACCAGUCACCGGUCGGACUUGCACGAGUGUAGUAAUACUAUAAGGAAAUAAUCGUCUCAGUGAACGCCAAAAUGUUGCGCCUAUCGAAAUCGAUUGUAUUCUGCAAUAGAUUCCGAUCCCAGCUGAUCCGAGUUUCCCAAAGGUUCAGCUCGUUCGAGCGGAAUAUCGUGGAAUCGCCCUACAAGGUGGAAAUACAGAAAAUGUGCCUAACGGAUUACCUCUUCCAAAACAUCGAAAAAGCGGCCGACCAACCAGCCAUUUCCUGCGGUUCCAGCAAGCGCAGCUACAAUUUCGGCACAAUACACGAGAUGAACCGACGAAUGGGGCAUGCCCUUCUCGCACAGAAAGGCUGCGCAAUGCGCCCGAAGGAAGUUGUGGGCAUAUUGUUGCCAAACAUUCCAGAAUUCGUUCCGGCACUACAUGGCAGUUUGCUGGCAGGUUUGACGGUGACAUUCGCCAAUCCCCUUUACACACCAGAGGAAAUUUGCCGCCAGUUCGAGAACGCAGGUGUUCGGUUAGUCAUCACGCUUCCAGUGCUGCUUCCGGUAGCUCAAAUUUACAAAUCAAAAGCGAAAAAAUACCGAGGAACAGUUUGCAUCGGAGGUAAUCACAAUUUCGACGAGAACGUUUUCGGUUUUCAACAACUGCUGCUGGAAGACCAUCGUGCCGAACUACCCGAAGUUGAUCCCGAAGAUACGGCAAUAUUGCCAUAUUCGUCUGGCACCACUGGUAUGCCCAAAGGGGUAAUGCUGAGCCAUAACAAUCUAGUGGCUAAUCUGAUUCAAGGGUCACAUCCCGAGAUGAACAAAUACUCUAGGCCAGAGUUUGCUAACCGCAAUGAAACCAUCCUGACGAUUCCGCCAUUCUUCCACAUUUAUGGAUUCAAUGGAAUCUUGAAUUCAGUACUUAAAUCGCGAAACCAUCUGGUUUCGAUUCCCAGAUUCAUCCCCGAGGACUACAUCCAGUGUUUGCUGGAGUUCCGCCCAAAGUUCCUAUUUGUCGUUCCCUCGCUGAUGCUGUUUCUGGCCACCCAUCCGAAAGUGACCACCGAUCACCUGUCCAGCGUGGAUGCGAUUCUGGUAGGGGCGGCUGCCGCCUCGAUCCAGCUGCAGGAAAAGUUCAAACAAAAAUGCGGCAGGGACGUAGACAUAGCCCAGGGUUAUGGGAUGACGGAAAGCUCACCGGUAACGCUCUGCACACCACACAAGUACGACAUAUCCAAAGUCGGCACCUGCGGGCAGCUGUAUCCAAACACCCAAGCCAAGAUAGUUUCACUGGUGGAUGGAAGCAACCUAGGAGUGCACCAGUCGGGAGAGUUGCUCAUUCGUGGCCCACAGAUCAUGAAGGGGUAUUUGAAUAAUGAGCAGGCGACAAGAGAAACGUUGGAUUCGGAAGGAUGGCUUCAUACAGGCGAUGUAGCCUAUUACGAUCAGGACGGAUACUUCUACAUCGUCGAUCGAACCAAGGAGCUGAUCAAAGUCAAAGGAAACCAGGUUUCUCCAACUGAGCUGGAAAGCUUAAUCUUGGAACUACCCGAGAUUUCCGAUGUUGCCGUUGCCGGCGUGGCGGACGAAACGGCUGGUGAAUUACCGCGGGCUUAUGUUGUACUUAAACAGGAGCAUAGCUUGGACGAAAAAACUAUCGUCGAUCACGUCAAGGAACGAGUGGUAAAGUACAAACAGUUGGCCGCCGGCGUACAGUUUGUGAAAGAAAUCCCACGCAAUGCCGGUGGAAAGGUAAUUCGGCAGCAACUUCAUCUGCUCGGAGCACAACUGGAUGACUAAAUGGUGCGGUGCUGAGCCUUGCCGUGACGACAAAUUUUAGAAGCUAAUGUUUUUAUAGUUUUAGUUAAAAUGAUAUUUUGUGAAAUAAAAUUAUUUUCCACGAUUA